AUGUAUGUCAUCACAUGUAAUCACAACCGGGACCGUACUGGCAUAGCGUCACUUGGAAGCUACGGCCUAGGAGUACCGCAACAGUUUGCUACAGCACUUACAGGUGUCACCGACGCGCUUGGCCCACACAAGGGCUUUUUCUUCUCAGUGCUCUUCGUAAACAUGUUCCAGGCUAUCGUUAGCGCGCUUUACCUUCUCUGCAAUAAUUUGCUGACCGUUAUGGUUGUCGCGGCAGAAUGGAACGCCUACUACAACUUCCGGCGCAAAGCACUAAGAGUCUCGGCCCUAAAAGGAAUUCAGGGCUCUACCUUCUUUCUCUCGCUUCCGUAUAGAUGUUCCGUUACGCUCAUGGUACUAUCUGGCCUGUUGCACUUCUUCAUAUAUCAAAGCGUGUUCGUAGUACAACCAGUCGCCUAUCUGCCUAGAUACGAGCCACAGCGAUUCAUCCAAGCCCCGGGUUUGGAUGUUUCCUGCAUUGGCUUCUCCAGCUUGGGAACCUUUCUAGCGUUAGCAACCGGAUUCGUACUUGUUGUAUAUUUUGUUGUCGUUGGUUUCACGUUCAAAUAUGAGAUGCCAAUUAAUCGGGAAAAGGCACAGGAGGCUGCCGCUCGGCUGUUUCGCAUGCCGGUAACUGCGGUUUCCUACCUGUGCAAUGGAGGCAUGUAA
Molecule: messenger RNA, 666 nt
Organism: Bipolaris maydis ATCC 48331
Lineage: Eukaryota; Fungi; Ascomycota; Dothideomycetes; Pleosporales; Pleosporaceae
Source: RefSeq, a predicted model, not a curated record